AUGGUCCAAGGUUUGAAAUUCCUUUCCAAAAAGGGUUUCAACCCUCAAAAUCAAACUAAUCGAAAGCAGGUGUGGGAAGCCCAACAGGCAUCAAAGCUAGAACAGGAGAGAAUUCGCCGAAGAGAGGACGAGUUGAAACGUGAACGAGAAGAUGAAGAAAUUUGUCAAAUCCAGCACGGGGAUGGCUCGCAAGCCCAAUUAAGAUUCAUGUAUGAUGCACCACCAGGGUUAGAGAAGACGAAACAAGAGAUUGAGGAAGAUCAGAAAUCCGAAAACAACAAAUCCAAUUCACAAUCCAAAGAUGUGACACAAAGUCAACCCGGAGACGAUGCAGCAGCUGCUGCCUUUCGACGAAUGUUGGCGUCCUCGGUAGGGGGUUCACUUGCAACAAACGAGGAAGAAGUAGAGGAUGACUGCGAACCAAAUGAAGAGUCUUCUUUAAAGUUUACACCAGUCUUGCAAGGAAGCAAAAUGGACCCAGCGCUAGAAUCGAAUCCCAAGAAGAAUCAAGGGGAAGGAGACCAACGAUCUGCCUUGGAAAAAGCUGUUGGACGAAAAGACCGUGGGGGUGCCCUCACCUUGGACGAGCAGCUUGCUCGAUUUCCCCAAUUGAAGAAUGCUCCUAUGGCCAAGGGGAUGAGUUCCACCGACGUCAAUGUGUCAUUCAAACCGUUGGGAGCCCAAUUACGCAAUGUACGAUGUUUGGCUUGUGGUCAAUGGGGACAUUCAAGAGGUGAUCGAGAGUGUUCAGUAACUGGGUGGAAUCCAUUUGCUAUGACAGGUCCCGCGAGAGUAGCACCUAGCAACAACUCCACAGUCAUCAAUCCUCCAGAUUCCAAAAAGAGCAAGCGCCGAUACAGUGAUACUUCCAGUCGAUCUCAUGACAGCGAUAGUUCCGAAGACAGUCGAAUACGACGAAAGCGAAAGUCCAAGAAACGAAAGAAAAGUCUUAAAGAAUCCAGACGUCGCCAUAAAGAAUCAUCUAGACGACAUAGGAGAAGACGGUCUCGGUCACGAUCGGAAUCGCCUCGAAGCAGAGAUCGAGAUAAGAAACGAAGGUCAAAAUCUCAAUCCUCCCGGUGA
Molecule: messenger RNA, 1083 nt
Organism: Cylindrotheca closterium
Lineage: Eukaryota; Bacillariophyta; Bacillariophyceae; Bacillariales; Bacillariaceae
Source: the annotation of a GenBank genome assembly